Molecule: messenger RNA, 5119 nt
Organism: Amoebophrya sp. A25
Lineage: Eukaryota; Dinophyceae; Syndiniales; Amoebophryaceae
Source: the annotation of a GenBank genome assembly
GAAAAUGAUCAGGAUGAUUGCCUGGCUGUCGUGUGCCAAAGAAAUGGAUCAUAUACUCGAUUUCUUGGCUCUGCCUUGCCAUUGUGAAGGAAACUAAGCAUCUCUGCUGCUUAACAAUCCCGGCUUCCUAGCAAUAAGUGUUUGAUUUCAAUAAAGUCAAUUUUGAUUGAGGAGCAAUUUUGGUUGAGAAAAAUAAUCCUUGCUGCGGUAAAGAAGGUUAAUUGUGUAGAACAAGUGACUAACAUGAAUAAUAUAUGGCCAAGCAAUGUUGAUCAAGUUUGCGUGAAACCUCUCCUCCCUCUACUCUCCUUUCUGUCUUUGUGUAUGAACAAUGACGAAUAUCCUAAUCCAAAUUGCUCGUUUUGUGUGACUCUUAUGUCAUUGGUAGGAGACGACCCUCUUGGAGGUGAAUCGGUACAUUUUGUACAUUUUAGUAACCGAAUCUAAAGAUACUUGUUCCAAAACCUUGAUCAUACACACUAGAGAACAAUUUAAAGAUGGUGGAUGUUGUGACAGAUAGUCUUAUCGUGGCGCCAUGCGUCUUGGGUCUGGUUUGGUCCGCCAAGGAGUGCAUCUACUUGCGUAACGUCAAACUCGAUGGGCAUGCUGGUAUGCUCACCAAAAACGACAGCCUCGGUAAGCUUCCGCGUUUUUGCACUUACUUGGUUUUGCAAUGCUUGACUGAACUAAAUGAGUCUACAAAAGGCACUUUCACAUUCACUCCGACAUGUGUCCUUAGCUGUGACGCUUUGAAAGCAUUUUGGGUUUUUACCCCGUGCGACUCGUGUUCAAGAAUUCGAAUGCUACACCCCCUCACCUACAUCCAGGCCAAGACGCGCAAAAGAUUGUCGCUGCGAUGACCGAGAUCGCUGGCUACAUCAGUGAGGGCGCUAACGCCUUCUUGAUGAAGGAGUAUCAGUACAUGAUGGUCUACAUUGUGCUGUUCAGCUGCAUCCUCACCCAGGUCAAUAUGGCUACCGUUGUUGCCUUCAUCGUUGGUUCCGUGACGUCGAUCCUCAGCGGAUACAUCGGAAUGAAGAUUGCGGUACUCUCUAUUUUAGACGACCCUUGCUGUUGUUGUUGUUGUUGUUGUUCCUGGUGCUAAUCCUGGUGCUAAUGAGUCUCCUACUACAGAAACUAAAGAGAAAAAUUGUUGUUUUUUCCGUAUUGUGAUUACCCUUAAGAAGAUCGUUCGUGCUAACAGGUGUACACCAACGUGCGUACUGCUCAUGAGUGCUGGAAGGACCUGGGAUCCGGGUACGACGUUGCCAUCCGAGGUGGCUGCGUUAUGGGGUUGUCCUUGGUGUCUUUGGGUGUCCUGGCCCUCUACGGUCUAAUCAUCUUCUUUGAUUCCGCUUCCGAUCCCUUUGGCUUCGGAGCUGACAAGUCCGCUUUGUUCGACGCGAUCGCGGGAUUUGGACUGGGUAAGGAACUCCUUUAAAGCCGGACAAGAAGUUGUAUUUGUAAGCACCUGUCGCUUUAGAACUUUACAAGAGAAAGAUGAGUACGACAUCCCUAAUAAACCCUAAACCCUUCGACCAUCGCCCUCCAACAGGUGGAUCCUCCAUCGCUCUCUUUGGUCGUGUCGGUGGCGGUAUCUACACGAAGGCAGCCGAUGUUGGUGCAGAUCUGUCCGGAAAGAAUGACUACGGCCUUGAUGAGGACGAUCCACGUAACCCAGCCUGCAUUGCCGAUAACGUCGGUGACAACGUCGGAGAUGUCGCUGGUAAGACUUUUUUUGGAGUUUUUUGUUCAACAUUGACUUAGUUCUCUUUGUUUUCCUUUCGACGAGGAUCUACUGAUUAGUUGCAAUGAACGAGAGGAAGUGGGUCACCAUACCGGAGAAGACUGCGUGUUCUUUCGCCGCUUCGUGAAUCUCUGAGCGACGAGGACUCGCCCGCAGCAGCAGUCUUCCCUACCUCGACCUCCAUCUCCCUCUGCACCACCACAUCGCAGGUAUGGGCGCCGAUUUGUUUGGUUCCUUCGCUGAGGCCACCUGCGCUGCGCUCGUUGUUGGAGCCAGUUCCGCUUCCUUCGGAGCAACCGGAAUCGCGAACAACUGGAAUGCCAUGAUGUUCCCCGUCUUGCUUUCUUCUACGGGAAUCCUAGUUGGUGUCGCCACUCUGUGCCUCGUCAACCAAGUCUAUCCAGUCCGUGAUCUGCCGGACAUCGAGAAGGCCCUCAAGGGCGUGCUCGUGAUCUCGACGGCGUUGGAGAUUCCAGUAAUUCUUCAAAAUCUAUAAGUUAAACAACUACACGGACUUAUAAUUUUACAUUCGCAGCACAUCACAACUUGUUGUUCCAGUUCAUCUAGUGAUUCAUUCAUACUAGCAUGCUCUUGAUACCCGCAUUAUUUCAAACCACCUUCAGGUCAUUUUCAUCUUAGCAAAAGUUUUCCUUCCGGACACCCCGUUCGACCUCGCUGAAAACGCCAAGGGUGUUACAUGGUUCACCGCCGCUAUCCCAUGCGUCCUCGGAGCUGUCAGCGGACUGAUCAUUGGUACUUGUUGUUUUGCUGGCAUAUAUGGGUCAUAGGUAUGUAAGAACCACGAUGAAGGAUAAAGAAGAAGCUUUGGUUUUCAAGGUAGAAGAUGCUCGUGGGGAUUGAAAAAUUAUCAGCACGUCGCUCGUCACUGAAAUUAAUAUACAGGUUUCAUCACCGAAUAUUACACUUCGCACUCCUACCGACCGGUCCGUGAGAUCUCUGAGACUCAGCGUGUGUCCGCCGCCACCGGAAUCAUCUAUGGUCUUGCUCUCGGAUACUUGUCCUGCGUUAUCCCAGUCGUAUGCCUUGGUGUGACCAUUUUGGUCGCUUUCACCCUGUGCGGGUCCUACGGUGUUGCCCUUGGCGCCAUUGGUAUGUUGUCGACCAUGACUAUGGGCCUGACGAUCGACGUGUACGGACCCAUCAGUGACAACGCUGGUGGAAUCGCGGAGAUGUGCGGCUUGGGCGCGGAAGUGCGUCGUCGCACCGACGCCUUGGACGCGGCGGGAAACACCACCGCUGCUAUCGGAAAGGGCUUCGCUAUCGGCUCUGCUGCGCUCGUCUCCUUGGCCCUGUUCGGCGCCUACUGCGUGCGAGCGAACGUACUUAUAACUUCUGGGUUUCACUCCUCCACUCGUCGUCACAUCUACUAUUACAACUGUAGUUUUGCAUAAAGUUGACAAGAAACAGUUCUUCUAGAACAAAUGGAAGAACAAAUGUUUAGUCUUCAUUUAACCUUGACCACCGGAACAUCACGAAUAUUAAUUGCUAAAGCUUCCUCCAUCCACCAUGCAUAUCUCAGGUCGAAACCGUCGAUAUCCUCGAUCCGUGGUGCUUCUCGGGUCUUCUCUACGGUGCCAUGAUGCCGUACGCGUUCUCCGCUAUGACUAUGAAGUCAGUCGGCGAGGCUGCCAACGAUAUGGUCAACGAGUGCAUGCAGCAGUUCCCAAAGAUCUUAUCCGGAGAAAUCAAGCCAGACUACCAGCGCUGCAUCUCUAUCUCCACAGAAGCUUCCCUGCGAGAAAUGCUUGCCCCAGGAGCCUUGGUCAUCCUGUCUCCUCUGAUCGCUGGUCUCUGCUUCGGAAAGAACUGCACAGCGGGUGUGCUCUCGGGUACUAUUGCUUCUUCUAUUUGGGAAAACACACUCUUUGUUCGUAACACGACAGAGCUUCAGAAUCUAUCAUACACACUUACUAGCUUGUUCUGCUCGUUUUUUCCAUGAUUCCUGAGGUAAAUCAACAAUUUUCAUUUUGAUCUCCCAAGAACGCCUUUCCCCAACCAGGUGCUCUCGUCUCCGGUGUCCAACUGGCUAUCAGUAUGAGCAACAGCGGUGGCGCGUGGGAUAACGCUAAGAAAUACAUCGAAGCCGGUGGCUUGGGACCAGAGUUCGGAAAGGGCUCCUCCGCACACAAGAACGCUGUUACCGGUACUACAUUACUUCUCUUGAAGAUGCCCUCUACCUCUAGUUUUCUGAUGAAAGUAGGUACUUAGAUUGAUGGUCGUAUCGACAGUUGUCCUCUCGUCCCGUGCAUGAUGAUAGCGUGUGGGCCAUAAAAUAAUCGCCUGAUAUCUGGUGAACAAGCUUUUUUUAGGCAUUAUACCAGUAGUACAUCAGAGGUUGGGAAAUUCCUAUCUGACCUCCUUCUCCGCGAUUCGGAAAUAUGUCACUCAUUUCUACCAUGCUUUUUACUUCAGGUGACACCGUUGGUGACCCAUUGAAGGAUACCAGUGGUCCGUCUUUGAACAUUGUCGUGAAGCUUUCCGCUAUUAUGUCUCUGGUCUUCGGAUCCGUCAUUGCCGAGUGGAGCAACCCGGUCACCGGUGGUCCAUUCUGGUUGGGCUCCUCUGCAGUUGCUUCCAAGAUCCCGACCAAGAUGCAGUUGUGAGUAUGCCUGUGCGGAUAACUUCAACUCCGUCUAGGUCCACUUCAAGGACUACAUCAUCUUUCUGCGGUGUAAAAUAUCACUGGUCUGCAGUGAAAAAUCAAUCAGGCAAGACUUUUAUCAUCGUCCUGCGCAAAAGGACAGCAUGAUUCUGAGAAAUCUAAUGAAGAAACGGGAGUAAUGGUCCAUGAUUACUCGACUGAGGUCAUUCUUGACCGUGGAUGAGCAUCAUCCAUCAUGGCCAUUCUUUCGUAAAAUGAAUCGAGACGUCGUAAAAAUGUUCCACCUGUCCCACGCUCGUGUAACUCAGGUCGUAGACUCUGAAUUCCCGAAUAUCUAGUGACUAGUACAAGUACUAGAUUCCCAUAGAAUUAUGAUAUUCGCCUGAAUACUUGGUUACAUCUACAUUCUGCCGCUCAGUUGUUGUAACAAAAUCAUAAAGGUGGUUGUAGUACAUAAUCUGAAUCCAGCGCAUGAUUAUUCAACAGGACAUAAAGAUAAAAAAGUACUCUGGGAAGAACAACAUAGGAUCUCUAGACAUCAUAAGAAUGAAAACUUUUGCGCGGAAGAUAUGUAGUUGUAUCGCUCGAAAAUCUAUCACUAUCUCACUUCAUCACUUCGUAAAGCAUUCACCUCCUAACGUGAUACGACAUAGCGCAGCGCAGCGGCCUGUUCAGUCCGCGGAUCAUCCGAUGAGUGCGCAUAUCGAUGUCGAUUCCCAAUUUUCCGCGCGUUGUUGCACGUUAUGUGG